Messenger RNA from Nannospalax galili (Upper Galilee mountains blind mole rat), 4273 nucleotides. RefSeq names its product follistatin like 5 (gene Fstl5). Gene Ontology annotation, biological process: cell differentiation; multicellular organism development; regulation of BMP signaling pathway. The transcript is spliced from 13 exons. The record is from RefSeq and is a predicted model, not a curated record. The coding region runs from base 1 to 2409 and encodes 802 amino acids. NCBI's taxonomy places the organism in Eukaryota, Metazoa, Chordata, Mammalia, Rodentia, Spalacidae. Gene Ontology annotation, molecular function: protein binding; calcium ion binding.
AUGAUUUACUGUUCUUUGUCCGCAGAAUUUCUCAUUCAGGAUGGCCCUUUCGGAUCUUGUGAAAAUAAGUACUGUGGCUUGGGGAGGCACUGUGCUAUCAGCAGAGAGACAGGGCAAGCAGAGUGUGCCUGCAUGGACAUCUGCAAACGACAUUACAAACCUGUGUGUGGAUCCGAUGGAGAAUUCUAUGAAAAUCACUGUGAAGUGCAUAGAGCUGCCUGCAUAAAAAAGCAAAAGAUCACCAUUGUUCACAAUGAAGACUGCUUCUUUAAAGGGGACAACUGCAUGACCACUGAAUACAGCGAGAUGAAAAAUAUGCUUUUAGACUUACAAAACCAAAAGUACAUUAUGAAAGAAAAUGAAAAUCCUAACGGUGAUGACAUAUCUCGGAAGAAGCUAUUGGUGGAUCAGAUGUUCAAGUAUUUUGAUGCAGACAGUAAUGGACUUGUAGAUAUUAAUGAGCUAACUCAGGUGAUUAAACAGCAAGAACAUGGCAAGGGUCUUUCUGACUGCACUGUGUAUGAUCUGCUCAAGUAUGAUGACCUUAAUGCUGACAAGCACCUGACUCUUGAAGAAUUCUAUAGAGCAUUCCAGGUGAUCCAGCUGAGUCUGCCUGAAGAUCAGAGACUAAGUGUUACUGCAGCCACCGUGGGACAAAGUGCUGUUCUGAGCUGUGCCAUUGUGGGAGCCCUGAGACCUCCCAUCAUAUGGAAGAGAAACAACAUUGUUCUAAAUAAUUUAGAUUUGGAAGACAUUAAUGACUUUGGCGAUGAUGGCUCCCUGUAUAUCACCAAGGUUACCACAGUUCACAUGGGAAAUUACACCUGCUAUGCAGAAGGCUAUGAAAACAUCUAUCAGACACACAUCUUCCAAGUGAAUGUUCCUCCAGUAAUCCGUGUGUAUCCAGAGAGUCAAGCCAGAGAGCCUGGGGUAACAGCAAGCCUUAGGUGCCACGCAGAGGGUAUUCCAGACCCUCAACUUGGCUGGCUGAAGAAUGGAAUCGACAUUACACCAAAGCUUUCCAAGCAGCUCACACUUCAAGCAAAUGGCAGCGAGGUUCACAUAAGCAACGUGCGCUAUGAAGAUACGGGCGCUUACACCUGCAUCGCCAGAAAUGAGGCCGGCGUGGAUGAAGACAUUUCUUCUCUUUUUGUGGAAGAUUCUGCUAGAAAGACCCUAGCUAACAUAUUAUGGAGAGAAGAAGGUCUGGGAAUUGGGAACAUGUUCUAUGUUUUUUAUGAAGAUGGAAUCAAAGUGAUACAACCCAUAGAAUGUGAAUUUCAGAGGCACAUUAAGCCUAGUGAAAAGCUCCUUGGAUUUCAGGAUGAAGUCUGUCCCAAAGCUGAGGACGAGGAGGUGCAGAGAUGUGUAUGGGCCUCAGCUGUUAAUGUCAAAGACAAGUUCAUUUAUGUUGCUCAGCCAACUUUGGACAGAAUCUUGAUUGUUGAUGUACAGUCCCAAAAAGUUGUUCAGGCGGUGAGCACAGAUCCUGUCCCCGUUAAAUUACACUAUGACAAGUCACAUGACCAGGUCUGGGUGCUCAGCUGGGGCAGCAUGGAGAAGACGUCACCAACACUGCAGGUGAUAACCCUGGCCAGUGGGAAUGUGCCUCACCACACCAUCCAUACCCAGCCAGUUGGAAAACAAUUUGACAGAGUGGAUGACUUCUUCAUUCCCACCACAACACUCAUUAUCACUCACAUGAGGUUUGGAUUUAUUCUUCAUAAAGAAGAAGCUGCACUACACAAAAUCGAUCUUGAAACCAUGGCAUACAUCAAAACAAUUAGCCUGAAGGACGCUAAGUGUGUUCCACAGUCCUUGGCAUACACCCACCUGGGAGGGUAUUAUUUCAUCGGCUGCAAGUCUGACAGCACCGGGGCAUUUCCACCACAGCUAGUGGUGGACAGUGUGACUGACUCAAUCAUCGGCUUCAAUAGUGAUGUAACAGGCACACCAUAUAUCUCCCCAGAUGGCCACUAUCUUGUCAGCGUUAAUGAUGUGAAGGGUCUUGUGAGAAUUCAGUACAUCACCAUCAGAGGAGAAAUCCUAGAUGCUUUUGACAUACAUACCAACCUGCACAUAUCUGACCUAGCCUUCCAGCCAUCCUUCACAGAAGCCCACCAGUACAACAUCUAUGGCAGCUCAAGCCAACAGACAGAUGUGCUCUUUGUAGAGCUCUCCUCUGGGAAGGUCAAGAUGAUCAAAAGCCUCAAAGAACCUCUCAAGAUGGAAGACUGGCCCUGGAGCCAGAAGAACAGGCACAUCCAAGGAAGUGGUCUAUUUGGACAGUACUUGAUGACUCCCUCCAAGGAUUCUCUCUUCAUCCUGGAUGGUCGCCUCAAUAAGUUAAACUGUGAGAUCACUGAAGUUCAGAAAGGAAAUACCAUCAUUUGGGUUGGAGAUGCCUAAGGAGCCCUGUUAUCUAAUUUCAGAAGGAAGAGUUUUUUUUACAAUACAUUGCACUUAAUCCAUACUUAAAUUACAGCUUAACUUUCCAAGUUUAUAUCCUAAUCAAACAAAAUUCACUUGGUUGGUCCAAAUAAGCUAGAUUUUUUUUUUUUUUUUACAAAAUCAUGCACUAUAAUACUGGCUGAUUAGAGACAUCUAAGUAAAAAUUUAAUUAGAAAUUUAUAGCACUCAUAAGAAUCCAGUGUAUUUUCAACCAAUAUAAUCAGAUUUAAAAUUCUUUAAAAAAGUAAACCGCAGGGAAUUUCAGAUGACUUAAGCAUCGUUUCACUUUUAGGGUAGUUUGUUUUUUCUCUGUCCUUUUGCUAUGCUUAAAUCAGAAAUAAAGGGUCUCGUGUAAACUUAAAAUUCUUAAUUCAAAAUACUCUGUCCCAUCUACUGUUUAUAAUCUUUUGUGCCUUGAAGGAAAUGUCAUAGGGAAAUAAGGAAUGCUAAGAGCUGCAUACUGGAUACCUUCAACACCUUCAUAACUAGAACUGUGUUGUCAUCAGAAAUGUUUAAUAUUUUGCACCAAAUCCUGCCUUCAGUCACUUGCUUGACCUUCAGUGAAAUGUCAUUUGAAGGCAUAAUUUGGCCUUGUGCUGUAUUCAGAUGAGAAACUAUCUGACAUUCACUGAACAAUGUGCAGCACGAUAUUGAAAAUGGACAGGGAGGGAGAAAAACAGGUAGAGUGACAAUGUUCGCAAUGCUGUGUACGCAUUUUACUUUCAUUCACUAGAGUGUAUGUUAUUACUAAUGUAAUUUUAUCUGGGAUUUCAAUUGCUUAUUUCAUUAUUCGGAGGAUAGAUCCUUUUAUGUAGCCUGGUGUUGCAUAAUAAUGAAUGUUUUCAAUUUUGGAAAAGGAGCAUUAGUUGUGUCUGCUCUGAGUGGACCACAUGUAGGGAUACUAACACCAGACAGAGAAAAAUGGAACCACUCUGGAGAUGUGGUGGCCAGGAUUAUAUCCUAGUCAAACAAAAUUUACAUUGUUGGUCCAAAUAACCUAGUGUUUUUUCAGUAGAGAUGGAUUGGCCCAACCUGCAGUGGAGAGUGAAUGAGAGCUUCUCCCUGCUUUUGCAAUUCCUGUGUAACUCAUCAAAGAACCUCAUCCCUUAUCAUCUUCCUAAAUGGCUUCUAGUCCUACAUAAUCUUAAAGCAUCUUUCCCAACUGCGUGCUGUAGCUGUGAACCCAACUGAAUCUUUUGAGACACUGCAGAGAAGUAAAAUGAUUGCUUCUUCCUUUUUAAUAAAGGGGAAAUUAGAGGACCAGUAGAAAUAGAUUAAUACCAGUUAGUUGGGUUUAAGAGAAUAGUGUGUGUGUUUUGAGAAGCUUUUCUACUUAUUUUUCUCUUAUCGUUGCUAAAAAGGUGAAUGAGAUGUUGAAAUGACCUCCAUUUGCUAAAGGUGAUCCAAUAAGGUCUUUUUUAAAUACAAAUUUUACUCAAGUUUAAAUUGUGUAAAACCGCAUAGAAACCUGGAAUUUUAUAGUGUGCACUCUCUUAUGUGUAUAUAGCAUCCUGAGCUGUGUGGUACAAUAGAUUUCUCCUUAGCUUAAGGAAACAUUAAGGGAGAUAGAUUUAAUAAACAGAAAAAUCAGCUCAACAUUUUUACUGGUUGAGUCUGCUUUACUCUUUAGUAAUUUCCUUCCCUGUGAACAUGAACCAUGCAGUGUCUGUGAGUUAAUGAUUUGACGUAAGUCUGUUGCGUACAUCCUUCUUUAAUGCUCCCAUCAUGUGGAUGCUCUGUCUGCUGUCAUUGCUUGAUAAAAGAAUAAACCUCUUAUGUUUUAUCCCUUGUGUCCUCAGUAAAUGAUUUAGUGUGCAUGCCU